UCUUAUUUUAUAUAGGUGAUUGUAUCCAACAAAAUUAUAUAACUUAGCAAUUCUCAAGCAGCAGGUAACUUAAAAAGUAAAUAAUUUAGCAAAUCAUGUAUUAUCAAAACAAUUCUCCAAGUUCAACUUCUAAUGAUCAUCAUACAACAGUCAUUGACCUCAGGAGUGAUACUUUCACAAAACCAACAAAAAGAAUGAGAGAAGCAAUGUGUAAUGCCGAAGUUGGAGAUGAUGUUUAUGAAGAAGAUCCAACUGUUAAAAAAUUAGAAAAAAAAGCUGCUGAGAUGGUUGGAAUGGAAGCUGCAAUAUUUGUAUCAUCCGGUACUAUGGGAAAUUUAAUUGCUAUUAUGAACCAUUGUGACGAGCGAGGCUGUGAGGCAUACUGUGGUGAAUUUGCUCAUUGUUUAUUACACGAACAAUGUGGUGCUGCUCAACUUGGUGGAGUAAAUCUACGACCAUUACGAAGUAAUGAGGAUGGCACGUUCGAUCUUGACGAACUUGAGUCUAAACUUCAUAGAGACAGAGAUCACGAACCCAUCUCGAAAUUAGUGCUUGUGGAGAAUACAUUAAAUGGAAUGAUUAUUCCACAACGUUGGAUUAAAGAAUUGGUGCAGUUUUGUGAAAAACAUGAUUUAAAAUUACAUAUGGAUGGAGCUAGAUUGUGGAAUGCAUCUGUAGAAUCUAACACAUCUGCAAAAGAGAUUGUUUCUGGUUUUGAUUCUGUAACCUUUUGUCUUAGCAAAGCUUUAGGCGCUCCUGUUGGUGCCCUUCUUUGUGGAAACAAAGAAUUUAUUAGCAAAGCAAGGAGAGUAAGAAAAGUGCUUGGUGGUGGUAUGAGACAAGUCGGUAUUCUUGCUGCAGCUGGAUUCAUAGCUCUUGAAAAUAUUCCAAAUUUAAAAGACGAUCAUCGAAGAGCUUACACUCUUGCUUCUUCGAUAAACGAAAUGCAAUCAAAACUAUUUUCAGUCGAUUUAAAUACUGUACAAACAAAUAUGGUUUUUGUUAAAGUUGAUUCCAAUGUUGUUCCCCCAACGACAUUUGCUAAUUGUUUGCGCGAAAUUGAUGACGAGCACGAUGAAGAGAGGAUUAUCAUAAAAUGUCUAGUUUUAAACAAAUCAUUCGUUAGAUUUGUAUUCUCCUUUGAAAUUACGGAUCAUCAAUUAGCGUUGGCUGUUACAAAAAUUAAACGUGUUAUAUCAAAGUUAGAUCCUAGCUUGUAAUUGUUAUUGUUUGUAUGUAUAAUAAUAAGUUAAUAUAAAUGAUGUUAUUCAAAUUCAUAAAA
Messenger RNA from Osmia bicornis bicornis, 1282 nucleotides. RefSeq names its product L-allo-threonine aldolase. Gene Ontology annotation, biological process: L-threonine catabolic process; glycine biosynthetic process. Gene Ontology annotation, molecular function: L-allo-threonine aldolase activity. Bases 96 to 1220 code for a protein of 374 amino acids. The transcript is spliced from 5 exons. Gene Ontology annotation, cellular component: cytosol. The record is from RefSeq and is a predicted model, not a curated record. Lineage: Eukaryota; Metazoa; Arthropoda; Insecta; Hymenoptera; Megachilidae.